This is a messenger RNA of Dipodomys ordii (Ord's kangaroo rat), 4136 nucleotides long. It is a transcript of the gene Rdx, whose product is annotated as radixin. Gene Ontology annotation, biological process: regulation of cell shape; positive regulation of protein localization to early endosome; regulation of organelle assembly. The record is from RefSeq and is a predicted model, not a curated record. Lineage: Eukaryota; Metazoa; Chordata; Mammalia; Rodentia; Heteromyidae. The transcript has 13 exons. The coding region runs from base 48 to 1799 and encodes 583 amino acids. Gene Ontology annotation, molecular function: actin binding; cell adhesion molecule binding. Gene Ontology annotation, cellular component: microvillus; plasma membrane; cytoskeleton.
GAAUUGAAGAAUUUUUAUUUAAGGGAAGUAACAGAAAGAGAAGGAAAAUGCCGAAACCAAUCAAUGUGAGAGUAACCACAAUGGAUGCUGAGCUGGAAUUUGCCAUUCAGCCCAAUACGACGGGCAAACAACUUUUUGACCAGGUGGUGAAAACAGUUGGUUUGCGUGAGGUCUGGUUUUUUGGGCUGCAGUAUGUAGACAGCAAAGGUUAUUCUACAUGGCUUAAACUGAAUAAAAAGGUAACACAACAAGAUGUUAAAAAAGAGAAUCCUUUGCAAUUCAAGUUUAGAGCUAAAUUCUUUCCUGAAGAUGUUUCUGAAGAAUUAAUCCAAGAAAUAACGCAGAGACUUUUCUUCUUGCAAGUUAAAGAAGCCAUCUUGAAUGAUGAGAUAUAUUGCCCACCAGAAACUGCCGUUCUUUUGGCUUCCUAUGCUGUCCAAGCCAAAUAUGGAGAUUACAAUAAGGAGAUUCACAAAUCAGGUUACCUGGCUAAUGACAGACUCCUACCCCAGCGUGUUUUGGAACAACACAAAUUGACAAAAGAACAGUGGGAAGAAAGAAUACAAAACUGGCAUGAAGAACAUAGAGGGAUGCUAAGGGAAGAUUCAAUGAUGGAAUACUUGAAGAUUGCACAAGAUCUAGAAAUGUACGGCGUCAACUAUUUUGAAAUAAAGAAUAAAAAGGGUACUGAAUUAUGGCUAGGUGUUGAUGCUUUGGGUCUGAAUAUUUAUGAGCAUGAUGACAAGUUAACACCUAAAAUUGGUUUUCCAUGGAGUGAGAUCCGCAAUAUUUCAUUUAAUGACAAAAAGUUUGUUAUAAAGCCAAUUGAUAAAAAGGCACCUGAUUUUGUUUUUUAUGCACCUCGCCUGAGAAUCAAUAAGCGGAUUUUGGCCUUGUGUAUGGGAAACCAUGAACUAUACAUGCGAAGAAGGAAGCCUGAUACUAUUGAAGUACAGCAGAUGAAGGCUCAGGCUAGGGAGGAGAAACAUCAAAAACAGUUGGAAAGGGCACAAUUAGAAAAUGAAAAGAAAAAGAGAGAAAUAGCAGAAAAGGAAAAAGAAAGAAUAGAACGUGAAAAGGAUGAACUAAUGGAGCGCUUGAGGCAAAUUGAAGAGCAGACGAUGAAAGCCCAAAAAGAACUAGAAGAACAGACCCGAAAAGCUCUAGAACUGGAUCAGGAACGAAAGCGAGCAAAAGAAGAAGCAGAACGGCUAGAAAAGGAGCGUCGGGCUGCUGAAGAGGCCAAAUCUGCUAUAGCAAAACAAGCUGCUGACCAAAUGAAGAACCAGGAACAGCUUGCAGCAGAACUUGCUGAAUUUACUGCCAAGAUUGCACUUCUAGAAGAAGCCAAGAAGAAAAAGGAAGAAGAAGCUACUGAGUGGCAACACAAAGCUUUUGCAGCCCAGGAAGACUUGGAAAAGACCAAAGAAGAGUUGAAAACUGUGAUGUCUGCCCCCCCUCCACCUCCACCACCACCAGUCGUACCUCCAACAGAAAACGAACAUGAUGAGCAUGACGAGAAUAAUGCGGAGGCCAGUGCUGAGUUAUCCAGUGAAGGAGUGAUGAACCACAGGAGUGAGGAAGAGCGUGUGACAGAGACCCAGAAGAACGAGCGCGUGAAGAAGCAGCUUCAGGCAUUAAGUUCAGAAUUAGCCCAAGCCAGAGAUGAAACCAAGAAAACACAAAAUGAUGUUCUUCAUGCUGAGAACGUUAAAGCAGGCCGUGAUAAGUACAAGACACUUCGACAGAUUCGACAAGGCAACACAAAGCAACGUAUUGAUGAGUUUGAAGCAAUGUGAGAGCUGUUAAUUUUGCAUACAUGUCCUUCAUAAGCUGAACCACCAACAGAGAAAAGCAGGCCUUUGCAGAUGUGAUGGAAUGCAUCCCACCUUGCCAAAGCACUUUUAUACCAGUUUGACUAUGGUGGCUAAAAGGAAAUUUAAGGGGAGCUCUUCAAUAUUAAGGCAGUGCGAUAUCAUACUUGGUUUUCUUUUCCUUUUGGGUCAGAAUGGAGAAUGGUGUUCCAUCACCUCCUUUCACAUUUUUCAGUUUUCAUUUUAUUUUCUGUUGAAGAUUAACACUAAUGAUCAUGUCUGACAAAUGUGUAUGUGUGGGUUGAGCAACUUUGUACAUUUUAAAGGAUAAUGGUGAACAUCUCAAUGAGAACUGUUUUCCCUUGCCCUUUUCAUGUUUUACCUGCAUGUGUUUCCACAUCCUCUCACUCACAUUAUCAGUGUGCCCUCCAUGCCAACAGCCAUAAAUUGUGCUGUCACACAGAUGACUGGCAGUGUUGAAGAUGAUGGUAGGUAGCAGUCAACAAUCGUUAUGUAGAAGGUGACUUCAUUAUGAAAAGGAUUAGCAUAUUUAAUAGUACUGUGUGCAGCUGGGGGUUAUUUUUUUUCUUAAUCCCAGUUUAAUUACAUUGGAUAUUUGCUAUUUGUUUACUUAAUUAUAGUCAUCUUUACAGAUAAAGUGAUUAGUAUUUUAUUUCCUAUUAUCAAUCCUUUGGUGAUUUUCUUUGCCUGCCGCUUCAGAGGUGCAGACAUCAGGUAGUUCCUGCGAGAGUUGAUUAGUGAAACACUGCCUGAAAAUGUUGUCUCUGACUCAGAGACUUGCUUUUUCAAUAAGCUGAUUUGAAAAACAUGUCUAAUAAAAGAAAAUAUAUAUUUGUUGGUAACUGGUUUCAAUUAUUAAACAAACAAACAUGGACCUUUCUGGAAGGGCAGCAUAUGAAAACAUCAGUCCCAAGAAAGGGACAGUAAAUACUACCUCACUACAACCCGUGCGGGGACUGGUUAUUCAAACACAAUGGUGUGUGUAAGCUAUAUGUUUUAUAAUACAAACAGUGUGAAUCAUGAAGGAAUAUUUAGGAGAUUUCAUUUUCCUUCAGAAUAUCUGAGUGCUAAUUUUUUAACUGCCUUUUUGUUGAGUUGAUUGUGGGCUCUGAUUUGUAUUAAAUGAUAAAUUUUCACUGGUAUACUAUUUUUCGGGGAGGGGGGAGUGUUCUGUGAGAGAGAGAGAGAGCGUAUGUGUGCGCGCGCGCGUGUGCGUGUGUGCGAGUGUGUGUGUGUGUGUGUGUGUGUGUAAGGAAUAUUACUUUAUAGCCUAAGAAUGUCUAUCUUCAUUUCUUGAUUUGGUAAUUACAUAAUCAUUUGAGUAUAUUUGUUUCUUAAUAACUUCAUUUCCUUUCAAUCUAAGUAAAAAACUUAAAUUUGGUUUGUUAAUCCUGUUUUAGAAAUUAUAAUUUUAGGUUUUAUUUAAAUUAUAUCUUACUGAAAUCUUUCCUGUUAGAAAGAUUUUCUAAUAUUUUUAUUGUGAAACACCUGGAUUUGAAGAUACAGAAUGCCUUGUUUUCUCUGUGUGGUUCAGCUACUUUCCAUUUGGUAAUGUGCAGUCAAAUUUACAUUCUCUAUUAAAAUGCCAUUUUAUUAAACAUUUUCAUACACAGUAGACUCAAAUUGUGUCUGAAAAUACCUUUUACGCUUUUUUUGAUUUUGCUGACUUAAUGGAUUAAUCUGGGCAAACAUGAAGAGGAAAUGUUUUGUUUAAUAUAUUUCUGAAGUCUCCAGGACAAAAGAUAACUGGUUCAUCUUGGAGUAGCUGCUGUGUGGUGAUUGUGUACACGCUUCAAACACUCUGGUAGACCUUACCAUUCUUGCUCUGAAAUAUAAAUGUUUGCUUUUCCCAGGCAUUAAAGCAAUUUUCAAAAUUGGUAAAACCUCAACUCCACUCAUUUGAAUUGUGUGCACAACCAUUGUUACAGAUUUUUUCAGUGUUAAAAUAGUACCAAUUUUAUUUGCUAUUCAUAAUCUAUUAGUAGAUUAGGAUUAAAAUGGAUUCAAUCCAUUUUUGAAGCAGUGUGAAUUUUCUAAAUAGGAACAGCCAUUACAGUAGGGGUUUUCAUCCUGAUUAAACCAGUUACAACUUUUCUCGUUAGCAGUCAAGAACAUAUGUUCAUAUAGCAAUGUUAAAAUCCACUAAUGAUUAUCAUAUAAUGUAAAAAAUCCACUAAUGAAUAUCUGAUGAAUUCCAGUAGGCUCUUUAGCAUAAUUUUGUGUUGUACAAUAAAAUUACAGUUACAGCUCUAAUUUUGGAUAAUAUUCACUGGUUAACAAUAAAGUGACAAAAGCUCAUGC